ACCUGAGGACUCUGUCUGCGGCUGUCUGAACCUAACCUGAAUUCCCAACGUUCUCCAAGGGUCGAGAUCCGCUUAGAAUUAAUUCUUAGAAUUCUUGACUCUUGAACGUAGUUUCGCAGAAUUAUGAACGAGAAAUAAUUUUAUAUUGUAAUAGACACUGUAUACAUUUGAAGUGCUGUAUAAAGUGUAUAUAAUUUCUGUAAUGUAAAACGUAAUUCGAAAGUAACCUAGCCUGGCAGUCCCCGUAUAUAAUCUCAGGCAGAUAUGAAUACGCGAAUUUUUCGCAGAAUAUUAACGGAUUUUACGAUUGGCAGAAGAAAACUACACACGACCGCGGGCUUGUCAAAUUUUUAUGAGUCUAAUCGAAAAUCGGGUUACAAGACAAUAUACGAUAGACCACCGCCGGAGCAAAAUUUGAGUAUCCUCGGUAGAAUAUGCGAGGGAUACCGGCAGUUCAGGGAGGAGUUCGGCAUCCUGAUGGAGGAGGUGAGGGAACGACUUAGAAUGGAUCCCAUUGUUAUAUACAGGCAGGACGAGGUCGACGCCGUGUGGCGAUUUAAGGGCAAUCCGAAGGCACUGGAUCAGUGGGUCAUCACGUGCGACAGCGAUUACAACGAGGGCUAUUCGACGGUCAAAUUGGAGCUGUCCUCCACCGGCACCGGAGUGUUCUCCGGCACGUUGAGCACCCGUUUGCCCAAGGACGGCAGGAUCAAGUACGCCGGCUACUGCAACAUGAACAGCAUACCGAAACGCAAGUCCUUCAAGCGCGAGGUUUACUACGACUGGACGCCGUACACCCACAUCGUCCUUCGUGUCCGAGGGGACGGCAGAUGCUACGUGCUGAACAUCGCCACCAGGGGCAUCUUCGACCUGACCUGGAACGACGUGUAUCACUACGUGCUCUACACCAGGGGCGGCCCGUACUGGCAGUACGUCAGAAUACCGUUCUCCAAGUUUGUAUUCUCGAGCAAGGGCAGGCUGCAGGACAGACAGGCGCCAGUCGAGCUGAACGAGGUUUCGAAUUUCGGUAUAUCGCUGGCGGACGACGUUUCCGGCCACUUCAGACUAGAAAUCGAUUACAUCGGAUUGGAGCGCGACGAAUUCCACACGGAGGAGUUCGCUUAUGAAAGUUACAAUGUUGCUGACAUCAGAUUUUAGUAUGUAUAUAUACAUAUUAAAUAUGGUAAAAAGAAAAAUGUGUAAUUUUACUGUCUGUGCAGAGGUGAAAUUAUAGUAGGAAAGAAAGGAAUAUACAUUGUACAGUGUGAAUAAUAAAUUUGUAUCUAAUUUAAUUUAUUCAGUAAAAUGAAUGAAAAACGAGCUUGUUUACCAUCACAUUUAUUUACUUGUGAAAGAAAGUCAUAGGAUAUUAA
Wasmannia auropunctata (little fire ant) is the source of this 1373-nucleotide messenger RNA. RefSeq names its product probable complex I intermediate-associated protein 30, mitochondrial (gene CIA30). The record is from RefSeq and is a predicted model, not a curated record. NCBI's taxonomy places the organism in Eukaryota, Metazoa, Arthropoda, Insecta, Hymenoptera, Formicidae. The transcript has 2 exons. Gene Ontology annotation, biological process: mitochondrial electron transport, NADH to ubiquinone; mitochondrial respiratory chain complex I assembly. The coding region runs from base 265 to 1158 and encodes 297 amino acids. Gene Ontology annotation, cellular component: mitochondrion.